ACAAAAUGUACAAACCAAAACAAAAUUAAAACUCAAACUCUGUAGUAGUCACCUAUUUUCUUUUUUUUUUUCUUGAGAAAAAAAAAAUACAUGGAUAAGUAAGUUUCUGACAAAUAAUAGUGAAACAAUUUCCCAAUUUUUUAGGGUUUCAAUUUCAGGUCUCAAAUUUUCAACUCAGGGUUUUGUACUGUUUUGUGAAGGUGGAUAUGGGUGCUGAGGAGGGGACAAGAAACGGUGAAGGAGCAGAGAUUGGGGAGGAGAUUAAGUGCUUCAAGAGUGAACCAGUGAAUAAUGGGUUUGGGUCUUUAUUUGUAAACGAUUCUGGUGAUGGGAGCUCAGGAGCAAGUGAGAGUUUGCGAACAUAUAAGAGACGGAGACAGUUAAGGUCAACUUCAAAUAUCGAAGUGCAAGAUGGUGGGAGAGCUUCUACAGACCAGGUCACUCUUCCUUUUACAGAUCAUUGUGCUUCUUUAAAUGAUUCCAAUUAUUGUCUACAAAGGAAGUGGAGAAAUGUUGUUUUGGAGAACAUGCAUCAGUUUUUAAGUGGUGAUGAAGGUGGUAUACAACGUUGCAUUCAAGAUGCACUUUUAUUUCAUCAAGAAAAUGAUUGUAAUGUGACAGUUAAGGAUUCUGAUACUUGUCAUGAAGAUAAACAGAACUGCUCUCCACAAUCCGGGCAGAUUCCUAAUGGGUCUUAUAAGGAAUUAAAUCCUCAAACUACCACUGAGAGGUGUCAACGUGUUUUUUUUGAUGUUAUAAUUUCAGAAAAGUUCACAUCUUUGUGUAAGCUUCUGUUAGAGAAUUUCCAAGGGAUUAAGCUUGACAAUCUUUUUCACUUAAGUCUAAUAAACUCAAGGAUGAAAGACGGAGAGUACGAGAGAUCACCUAUGCUUUUUGCAUCAGAUAUUCAGGAGGUAUGGAGAAAACUUCAAGUACUAGGAUCAGAAAUUAUAUCCCUUGCGAAGAGCCUUUCAAACAUCACAAGUGCUUCCUGUAGUGAACAAGUUGGAUGUUCUGGUGGCAUUGCUGAAAAGGAGGAACAUGAGUUCUGUACUCGGGAAUCAGAAAUUCUUGCUAAACGGGAGCAAAUUGAAGCAUGUGGUGUCUUUAAAGUUUGCACUUGCAGGUUUUGUGGGGAGAAAGCAGAUGGGAAGGACUGUUUAGUAUGUGAUUCAUGUGAGGAAAUGUACCAUGUUGCCUGUAUUGAGCCUGCUGUGAAAGUGAUUCCUCCAAAAAGUUGGUAUUGUGCCAGAUGCACCAGUAAUGGAAUGGGAUCUCCACAUGAGAACUGUGUGAUAUGUGACAGACUGAAUGCCCCACGGACUCUCAACAGCAAUGUUGCUGAUGAAAAUUAUAAUGAACAUUUUGAAACAUUUACUGAAUUGGAAGAAAAUUCAAACUGUAGUGUUGGUAGUUGGCUUCAGUUAUCACCAGGGAGCAAAACCCGGCUUGUUUGCAAAAUUUGUGGAGGUAAUUUUGUAAAAGGUGAGAAGUUAAGGAGUUGCGAGCAUCCUUACUGCCCCAAUAAAUAUUACCAUGUUAGGUGCCUGACAAUGAAGCAGUUAAAAACAUAUUGUUCUCGCUGGUACUGCCCUUCUUGUCUGUGUAGAGCUUGCCUUGCUGACAAAGAUGAUGAUAAGAUUGUUUUAUGUGAUGGCUGUGAUGCUGCAUACCACAUUUAUUGCAUGAAACCACCACGAACUUCAAUCCCAAGCGGAAAAUGGUUUUGUAGAAAAUGUGAUGCUGGGAUCCAGCGAAUACAUAGAGCUAAAAGAGCAUAUGAAAGUAAGCUGAAAUUGAAGGGCAUAGGAGGUAAAAUGGCAUAUGGUAAUCUGGAAUUGAGCCGGAAUCAGGGAGAGAAAGAGGAAUCUGAUAAAAGUAGAGGUGGAAUGGACAUGCUUCUAUCUGCUGCCAGUACUCUACACUUUGUGGAGAAGUUGAAUGCGAAUGGCAAGAAGAGUUAGAAAGACCUUGCACUUGGGAGGACAUAACAUGAUAUGAUUUGUUUUUCACGGUAUAAUGCCUUUACCUUUUCUAUUAUGGAUAGCUCAGAUUGACAACUUAUUUUCACUUCAUUUUUUGGGCUGGGAAGCAGAUUGGUGUAGGUGUAGGUUAUUAACUUCAUUAGAUUUUACUAGCAUUUGGAUGAAUAGCUAUGAUCAAAAAACGAAUUAAAAAAUUAAUAGCAUUUGUAUGAUCUCUGCUUGAUCAAUGGGAUUGCCAAACUGUAAGAUCCUGUUGGUACAGAAAAUCAUCCACUAACAGGUACGAUUGAACUAAUGUUAGUUUGUAGUUUGAGAAUAGAUAGUUUUAGUGUCAAAAGUGAAUGUUUCCCAACAAUGUUGUAGAAUUGUGGAGAAAACUCUAACCAAACAGCCUGUUGUAAGCUAUGAAAAGUUUAGUCUAAUUGGAUGAUUACCUUUUGUUAUGCUUUUGGAUAUAA
Messenger RNA from Gossypium arboreum, 2443 nucleotides. Its product is annotated as PHD finger protein EHD3. The transcript has 7 exons. The record is from RefSeq and is a predicted model, not a curated record. NCBI's taxonomy places the organism in Eukaryota, Viridiplantae, Streptophyta, Magnoliopsida, Malvales, Malvaceae. Bases 207 to 1964 code for a protein of 585 amino acids.